UGUCGGUCAGUCUGUCGUUAGUCUGUUUCCCAACUUCUUCGUAAUAACAAUAAUAUUCUCUCUGUGUUCCUCGAAGGAAGGAAGGUCUGUCUUGAAGAGAUCGAUCCGCGAAUGCAAAUGCAAGUGACCCUUAGUUCCCUGUGUGCCUCAUCCGUCCGACGACCGUUUUGACGACAAUAGUGGAGAAUACAACCGAAACGUGAUAGAGAGAGGGCGUGGAAUCCGUUUUGGUGAAGUGCUCGUACAGGUGACGCAGUUCUUUGUGUUGUGGAAUUUCACUCGACGACGGGAGGAGGUGAAAUUCCAGAACUUGCUGCAGCGGUAAUUGGAUUAUCGUUCGGAUUCAGUGUUUUUGGUGAACUGCAACUUUGUUGCUUUGGGUGAGGUUCUGUAAAAGUAAAAAAUUUAAAAAAACGAAAGUGUCGGUGGUCUACCCCUGGGAACGGGGUGAAGAAAUCGCGUGAGUGCGCUGUGUUUUUCAGGUGCUCUCAGCGGGACCGACGUUUUUCGAUUAUACUGGCUUCCACACAGCACUCGGGGCAAGUGGCAUUAUGUAAAUUUAUCCAGCCCAUAAAUCGGAGUGAAGUCGCUUUGAGUAGCUGCUGCUGAAAACAUCUGUGGAAGGUGCCCCGAGAGACUGGAGAAGAAAUUGCUCGCUACGAACCGCUGCACGGCUCUGGGGAGACACGAUUGGCCGUCGAUCAGCAGCACUAUGCGCCCGUUCCCACUAUGAUAGCAGCUGGAACGAGGCGAGCUGGACAGAAAAUGUCCAAACAGCAGGGCAAAUAUGAGCUGCUUAAGGAGGAUACUAGUUUAAGGAAAAAACACACCUACAUUCAAGGAUGCCUUCUGCUGGCCUUAGCCGCGCUGUCCAGUGUGGCAGUAUACGCGACCUGGACGAUGAUCUACCGACAGAAUCUAAUCAUUCCACCGACACUAAUCGACAUUCCAGCCCUGUGGCCCGAACGGCUCCGCCAGUAUGCGGCAAGCUACCGGACAUUCCCUUCACUGCUGGCGGCAGAGCAAAAACAGAGCAACGGCACGAUGUCGCUGAUUUUCCACAACACGCAAUCAGCAGCACCCAAUGACACGGAGGGGACGCCGCCGGCGUCGGUGGCCGGCAUCAAGGAGCUGGAAAAUGAGCGCGUUCUACCGUCUAAAUUCGGUAAUUUCAUUUACUCGAAGGAAGCCUCGAAGGCGGCUGGUGGCAUCCGGGAGGUGCGCAAGAUUGUCUGCUACUAUACCACCCCUUCGAUGGUUAGCACCGGUGGCAGGAGGGGUGGACGGGGUAGAAGUAGAGUGCGAAGCAAUCUCUACCCGGAGCACAUCGAUCCGUACCUGUGCACACAUUUGAAUGUCGGUGUUGUGGACAUUGUCAACGGGACGCUGUACAUCGAUGAUGAUGUGCGGAUGGUUUUAAACCAAACGAAGCAGUUGAAGCGAGUCAACCGGGAGCUGAAGGUACUGCUGUGGGUUGGCGGAGGUGGUAGGGGUGGUUUUACGGAGAUGGUGACUAACCACGCCAGCCGGAAGCUGUUUAUUCAGUCACUCAAAGCUACACUUGAGUUGUUCCAGCUGGAUGGGGUCGAUCUGGACUGGGAGUUUCCCGGUAGUGGGGGGAAAAAUCGGAUGCAUUUUUCCCAGCUUCUGCACGAGAUCCGCCGGGAGUACCAGCGGGAACAUCGCACCUAUAUACUGAGUGUGGCGGUCGCCGCGCCCGAGACGAUCGCCUACAUGUCGUACGACGUGGGGGAGAUCAACAGCUAUGCCGAUUAUGUGAACAUCAUGACGUACGAUUAUCACUUUUACGCACCGGAAACGCCGUGGACUGGUUUAAAUGCCCCCUUGUAUCGCCGCCACGAUGAGCACUCGAUCUUCGGUACACUGAACAUCAAUUCUUCCGUCCACUACUGGUUGUCGGCAGGCUUGGAGAAAAGCAAAAUCGUCAUCGGUCUGCCAACCUACGGGCACACCUUCCAGCUGGUGAACGGAUUCAACACCCGAAUCGGUGCUCCCGCAUCGAGCUACGGCAGGGUUGGUAUGAUCGGAUAUGCUUCGUACUCGGAAAUCUGUUGGUUCCGGCGGCACAAUAUCUACGUCCACCAGGUGUACGAUGUGGAAAGCUGUUCGCCCUAUUUGUACGCCGGUGGCGAGUGGAUUUCCUACGAGGACGAGCGCAGUCUGGAGUGCAAGGCGAACUACAUCAAAGAAAAUGGUUUUGGAGGGGCGAUGAUAUUCUCGCUGAACACCGAUGAUUUUGGAGAGUACUGUGCCGAAAGUCUGCUGUACGAUGAGGAGGGUAAUUUUGCCGAAACCAGACCGGAGCACCAGCAGGAGCAGAGCAAUUUUCCGCUCCUUCGGAAGAUCCAUUCCGUGCUGGUUGAUAGCGGGAAUUAGCACUGGGGGAGGGAAGCGAAUGAAACAAUAAUAAGAAUAAUACGACUUAUAAUGGUUAAGCGCAAAACGAUGAUGAGCGAAUAUUUCGCAGAAAUAAAAAGGGGUCUUUUUUAGGAAAAAAGUAUAAAUUACAUUCGAUUGAUAUUAGCUUGAAAGAUGGGGCACGAGAAAGGAAAGGAAACAGUAUAACUAAUGGAUAGAACGGUAUCUAGUCAAGUCGCUUGAUCCGGUGCGAUUUCAUGUGAGUAGGUUUGAAUUCUUAAUUUAAAUAUAUUACAGUAUAAGCGCAAUUAGACAAACAGCAAUUUGAGUUAGGUCGUGAGAGGGUUAGAAGCAUACACACAUUUACAUCUGUUGUUCACAAUUAACAAUUGUCUUCCAAUGAUGCGAAUUUAGGUUAGUUUAGUUAGUGAAAGUUGUUUCAUCGCUUGUUUUUUGGGUCUUGUUUUUUGAUUCUCUUUUCAAAAUUAUCUAUCGUUUAAAAUUGAUGGCUUUUACGAAUAAUCUCUCAAGGAAUGGGCGAAGAUAGAUCAAACUGCAGAACGAACAAAAACUUUCCAUGCAGCUUUUAAACUGGACGGAUUAUUUUUAUACUGAACUUUUAAACGAACAAGCGCCGAUUUCAGAAGCCACGUGUAUUGUGUGCGUAUAAUAUUCGCCUCAAAAGUUUAUUUUGAUAGCAGGUUUCUUGCACGCUGACUAAUGUUUAAAAAAAUCCGCAGUUGAAAUCCGAUUGAAAGCUUACAAAAUGAAACCUAUUAAACCCCGUCCAUUCAUGAAAAUCAGUGAUUAGAGUGAAGGAAGAAGAAAAAAAGUGAACCCAAAUAACUAUUAACAGUUAAUGUAGAUUAAAAACAACUAGUGCCAAAACUGUAAACCGAGCAGAAUCAACCUACCCAAGUUAUGAGACACAACAACAAAACAGUAAAACAUGCAAUUAUGAAAACUUACUACACCACAAUAACACAAUAACAAUAUGAUAGUAACGAUUUUAGAUAGAUAGCGAGACAGAGAGAGAUGAAAUAAACUUGAACAAAAAAAACGGGCAAAGUAUGUAACAGUGCUUCGUCUAGAGGACAGUAGAUAAGCUGCAAAGAUUGUAAUAAUUUCCGCUAAAUAAUUUCAGUAUGGACUACGCUAACUGUUUGAGCUGUA
Molecule: messenger RNA, 3552 nt
Organism: Wyeomyia smithii (pitcher-plant mosquito)
Lineage: Eukaryota; Metazoa; Arthropoda; Insecta; Diptera; Culicidae
Product: chitinase-3-like protein 2
Exons: 4
Coding region: 730-2397 (555 amino acids)
Biological process (GO): carbohydrate metabolic process; chitin catabolic process
Cellular component (GO): extracellular region
Molecular function (GO): chitinase activity; chitin binding
Source: RefSeq, a predicted model, not a curated record